AGAAAUUGUGAUUACGUGUGCUUAGUACGAUCGCGAAGAAGAGUAUGUAUUAGCGAUUCAAUAUCGCAGGUGUUAAUCGCUGUAUCUACCGCUGUAACGUAUGCGUGUAUAAGUUGGGUUAGAUUAUUUGGCUGACUGUGGGUGUCGGCAGAUGUCACAAGUGCGGAGAGACUUGGUGACGGAAGUUUCGUCCUCGCGUGUGCAAAAUUUUCAUCAUUUGUGUAUACUUUCCUCACUUAUUGGAUAAAAUUGAUUCGCAUUAUGGCUACGAAUACUCAGGAGGAGGUUGAGGAAGUAGAGAAAAUGGAGCCCGAGGCAUCCAAUUUAGAGGAGUUUCCACCCGAGCUAUUGAUAAAGCAUCCGUUACAGCAUACAUGGACGCUAUGGUAUUAUGAGCCAGAACAUAGUAAGGUGUGGCAAGAUCGUCAACGUGAAGUUACAAGUUUUGAUACGGCCGAAGAUUUCUGGAGUUUAUAUAACCAUAUGAAACAAGCAUCGGAACUGAGGAUAGGCAAUGAUUAUAGUAUGUUCAAACAAGGUAUUCAACCAAUGUGGGAAGACGACGCUAACAAACACGGUGGAAGAUGGUUAAUUAAUUUAGAUAGAAAACAGAGAUUAACUGAAUUAGAUCGUUUUUGGCUGGAAACUUUACUUUGUAUGAUUGGUGAAGGUUUCAAUGCAUACUCAGAUGAUGUUUGCGGAGCGGUAGUUAAUAUUAGGAUGAAGCAAGAUAAAAUAGCUGUGUGGACAGCAAAUGCGUCUAAUCAGUCGAGUGUUAUGGAAAUUGGACGAAAAUUGAAAGAGCGAUUAAGGAUUCCACCUUCUAUCAUAAUAGGAUAUCAGGCACAUAAGGAUAAUAAGAAUAAACCAGGCAGUGUAAUUAAAAAUAUUUACACAAUUUAAAGUGAAAGUGCACUAUUAUUACAUCUUUAUUUGUAUUACGUUUUAUGGAUCGUAAAA
Ceratosolen solmsi marchali is the source of this 960-nucleotide messenger RNA. RefSeq names its product eukaryotic translation initiation factor 4E4 (gene eIF4E4). Gene Ontology annotation, cellular component: eukaryotic translation initiation factor 4F complex; cytoplasm. Gene Ontology annotation, biological process: translational initiation. The coding region runs from base 262 to 903 and encodes 213 amino acids. Gene Ontology annotation, molecular function: RNA 7-methylguanosine cap binding; translation initiation factor activity. The transcript has 4 exons. The record is from RefSeq and is a predicted model, not a curated record. NCBI's taxonomy places the organism in Eukaryota, Metazoa, Arthropoda, Insecta, Hymenoptera, Agaonidae.